UUGGCAACCGCAGCUAAGGUGUCAGCUACCUCCGGCACACAAUUCAAAUCUCUCCCGCAGGACACCCUGCUCCCGGUACUGCCACACGCCAUGGUUUUCGCAGAGUGAAAGGAUUCUGCUGGGGCCUAGUUGCUCUAUCCUACGAGGAAACUGACGCCAUCUUGGAUCUGCACAGACGUAAAUACUCAUUGGGUAGCAAGAUGGAUGUAGACCCACAAUGGCUGUGCACGUAGGACAGUUACAUUUCUCGUAAAAGAUCGCGAUAACUGCUCUAUAGUUUAUUAACCUUGAAUUUAACUGUUGCUGUUCAUGUCAAAGCCUGUGUCCAUUUAUUAAUGGUCUUUCUACAGAAAUAUCCUGCUCGUAUUUCGUUUUCUAAUACAGUUAAAUAUAGUAACUGUCACAUUUAGUAAUAAUACAAUAUUUUGUCAGAUUGAUAUUAUAAGCUGAAUUAGGCAUAGGCCUAUCCUCUAAAUAACAAACGUUGUAUUUGUAGGGAGAGGAUAUUCAAUUUCAUAAAUUGCUUUAUAAAUUGCCCAUAGCAAAUAUAUUUUCAAAAAGCAUCAAAAUAGACUUUUAACCGGCCCCUGGAAAAGUGGCCCUCAGGCAAAGCAGGUUGAGUAUAGGGCAAUAUGUUAUACUCCACAGGUCGCAGUAUAAAAAGCAGGCUUUUCAGAAGAUUUUGCUGAUGCUGGUGGUUGGUGCCUUUUUUUAACUGCAAACUGAAAAUGAUGAAAGAGAUAUGUUCGAAACUUGCACACACAUCUAACAAGAUGACUGUUAUUCUGCAAAACGUAGGUGUGCAGAAAAAGGCUUCCCUGGAUAUUACUUUCACAGCAUGGUGGGAUAAAAUAUCACUUAUGUCAACUCGAAUGGUUUUGAAGAUAGGUCUUACGUAUUUUUGAGCAAGGUGUCAUAUUUGGGAGGUCUAUAAAAAGGGAAAACCCAAGGUCUUUCAGACUUUGCGUUAGAUGAGAGUGAGUCUAGGUGGGAUACAUUACAACAAAAAAGGUUUCUGAUCUUGUUUGACCAGUUUUUUAUAGAUGGACUCUGCUUUAAUCUUGUUGUAAAUAAUAAUUUUGGCCGCCUGUCUCUGGGAAAGACAAUCUGAUUAAUUUAUCAAGAAAUCUAUCUGUAUUUUCCUAAUUUUUAAGUUAUGGCAUUGGAAGAUAUCUGUGGUUUCCAAGACACUCCUUUGCAUCGCAAGUGCUUUCCUGCCUCUCAUUUUGAGGACACAGCCACCUCUUUCGACUGUUACAGCGCAGAAUUUAGGGGACUGAAGAAAUCUGGGAGAGACAGUGGGAUCCCGCUGCAAUUCUUUAUACCAUCUUUGCCGAACUCUGCCCCUUUCAACCACAGAUCUACAUCCCAUUUUUCACCAUCCAAACAUUCAGUGACGGUCCGCAGGCCUUUCCCUCUGUCUCAUGGAACAACAACCUUGGGUUUCAUCUUCCAAGGUGGGGUCAUCGCAGCUGCAGACACACGUGCCAGUGCCGGGGGAUUGGUUGCCUGUCCAGCUGUUCACAAAAUUACCCCUAUUCACUCCCAUUUAGUAGUCACCUCCUCUGGGAGUGGUGCAGACUGCAUGCUGUGGGAGCGAAUUCUGGCCAGAGAGAUCAGACUCUACCAACUCCGGCACAGGCGUUGCCUUUCAAUAUGUGGCACUGCCAAGCUCCUCUCAUUCAUGCUUCACCCCUUUAAAGGGACUGAUGUGUGUGUGGCUCUUACACUGUGUGGCUGGGAUAAAGAAGCAGGCAACACUGACUCAUCCUUUAUUACUGACAAUAGCUCCUCUGCUGGUUUUAGUAGCCAAGAUGUUUCUGCAAUGGCGUAUCCUUCAUCCCCUAACAGGGGCCCAAAGCUGAUUUAUGUGUGCAGCGAUGGUGCCCGACUGCAGGGGGACGUUUUUUCUGUGGGCUCAGGCUCUCCCUACGCUUAUGGAGUCCUGGAUGGAAGGCUGAGGUGGAACCUGAGCAAAGAAGAAGCUGUCUCCUUGGCAAGAGAAGCAGUGUUCAGAGCCACUCACAGGGACGCCUACUCAGGAAACAAUGUGGACCUGUUCCACAUCACAGCCCAGGGAUGGAGCCGAAGAAAGAGAGAGGAGCUGAAAGAGGAAUAUUAUAGAGACAUGGAGAGGAGAACGAAGACAGUGGGGGAAAGAAAAAGAGUGACUGUAUUGGAUGCUUUGGGAUAA
Molecule: messenger RNA, 2194 nt
Organism: Gymnodraco acuticeps
Lineage: Eukaryota; Metazoa; Chordata; Actinopteri; Perciformes; Bathydraconidae
Gene: psmb11a
Product: proteasome 20S subunit beta 11a
Exons: 1
Coding region: 1157-2194 (345 amino acids)
Cellular component (GO): proteasome core complex
Source: RefSeq, a predicted model, not a curated record